AUGUUCACCCCCUUCAGGCCCGACGAGUUCGCCUCGCGAAGCCUCCCGCCGUCACUUCCGCUGUACGCAUGGCCGAAUUCUACCCUGACCGAGCUGGCCGAGCAGAUCGCCGCUGAAGAUCCGUCGCUGCUGCCCAGCCCGUCCGUCGGCACGAGGCUUGCUUUCCGACUGAUCUACCCCGACCGCCGGAGCACAACCGGUGCGGCCGCCGCCCAUCAGAUACAACCUCGAUUCAUGGUGAGAGAUCUAGGGAGCGUGGUACUAGGCGGAGAGGCCGCGAUGCUCGCCGUGGCCAACGGCGAGGAAGGGGAGGGGGAGGACGUCGACAUGUCGGGGACCGCGGCGUUUCCGGCUGCGGACACGUCGACGACGGACAAGACGCUCGGGGAGGCCAAGUUCGUGGUCGGGGACUACGUUUCGUGCGCCAUCCUGCCGCCGCUGCCUGAUGGUUCCGUGGCGCCGGCGAUGACGGCGAGGAAUGACAGGCCGGCGGGGCCGAGGGGGCCGGCUCCUGGACAGCCGCCGCAUAACGUGCGACGAGACGCGGGGUUUGGAGGACGUCAGGGACGAGACUGGGAGCGGCGACGCUCUGGGCCCGGGGACGGAGGGUUUCCGGAGGGCGAGUGGAGGAGGGGCGAACGACUUCCCGAUGAUGGCCCUGAUCGGUCUCGGGGGAGGGGCAGGAGAGACCGGUGGUGA
This is a messenger RNA of Colletotrichum karsti, 699 nucleotides long. RefSeq lists its product as uncharacterized. The transcript has a single exon. The record is from RefSeq and is a predicted model, not a curated record. Gene Ontology annotation, biological process: negative regulation of DNA-templated transcription. Gene Ontology annotation, cellular component: nucleus. Gene Ontology annotation, molecular function: transcription factor binding; transcription corepressor activity. The coding region runs from base 1 to 699 and encodes 232 amino acids. NCBI's taxonomy places the organism in Eukaryota, Fungi, Ascomycota, Sordariomycetes, Glomerellales, Glomerellaceae.